CGCCCUGCCCUCCACCAACAGAUGAGCUGAGGGAUUUAGUAGGUACCUGUCGGGCCGAAAACCUGCAGCUACUCAUUGCUGCUGACGCAAAUUCACACCAUAUUACAUGGGGCAGCAAGGACAACAACAAAAGAGCCCCUUGUCAAAGUUGUCAAGUUGCCCUAUCCGAUUACCGUCAAAGGCAAAGGCUGUAAUAUAAGAGAAAAAUAAGAAACGAAAUUCUAACCUAUUCUUUUAUAUUUACAAAUUUUACAUUUUUAUAUUUUAACAAUUUGUUAUUUAUUCUAUAUAUCAAAUCUGAGUUGUUAUUUUGAAAAUUGGUCAAAAUGAAUAAGAAAUUUGAAAAUAAAACCUUAAUGUACCAGUAUGACAAGGAGUUGACAUCAGCUUUUCAAGUGGACUGUGAAGACUUUCUAAUUGAAUUUGAAAAGUACCAAUCAUUCAGUUUUGUAGAUUUCCAACAAGUUUGGCAUAAAAAGUCAUUUACUUAUGUAUUUGCGGGCCAAGUGUAUGCAUUGCUAUUAAAGGACUUUUGUGACAACUGUUUUUGGGCAAUAAAGAAAUAUAUAAUGUUUGCAAAAAAUAUGUAUACUCAAGUUGGGGCCUUUUAUUUACUAUAUGGACUCUAUUAUAAGCAGCCAUUAAGAGGAUGGGUUAAAAUUAGAAUUACAUUGGAAGAAUAUCACAAAUUGUAUGAACUUAUAUAUGAAUUGAAAAACAGAAAUCAAAUGGAUGCUGUAUACAUUUUUUCAAAGAUGAGAGCUGAUGAGGUAUUUUUAUACGUUGCCGAAAGAAAACCAUUGGGUCCAGAAGAUAGAUUCGUAAAAGGAGUCGAAUUAUUUAUUAAUGACACCUUCGCAGUCUCAAAAACCCAAAGUGCAUUAAUAAAAUUUCAAGAGUUACGAGAAACAGAUUUAUUAACCACGUUUGACAAUACUAACAAAGAAUAUUAUGAGCUAAUGAAAAAAUUUACAGAAAAAUAUCCAUCUGUUCCUCCAUUCUCGUCGACACCACUAACAGAAGAAAUACAAACAGCUUAUGAGAAGUUUAAUAAAGAAACUCCACAUUUAGAAACUCCCAGUGAGUACAUUAAGAAAUCUAAAACAAUUCAGGCGUCUAGGAGAGCUAUAAGAGACAAAGCAUUAGCGAACAAGCAUGCUGUAUAUAGAGCUAAAAGAAAAGUGAAAACUGCUGUAGACGAUGAAGUUACUGUGGAAUACUCGUCAGAUUCAUUUGAUAGCACUGAGAGUUAUGAACCAUCUACAUCAACACAGCAAAAUAAAAGUGCUAGUAAAGGAAAAACAUUAAUGAAAAAGAAUAUUGGUAGUAGGGUCUCUAAAAAUAAGAAAACACAUGUAGAAUCUUCAAAUUCUUCUGAGGACAGUGCUGAUUGAUCUUAUUGAAAAUAUGCCUUAGAAUUGACAGGAAAGGCCUAAAACAUUAUAAUAUGAAUGAAUUGUAAAUUAAAGAGUAAUGACUGAUUAUAGAACUCUUUAAACAGAUGAAUUUUGACGAACGCAGAAACAUAAUUUUACAAGAUUAGAAUGCUUUAGUUAAGAUUUUGAAUCUGAUUUUUUUUU
Psylliodes chrysocephalus is the source of this 1580-nucleotide messenger RNA. The record is from the annotation of a GenBank genome assembly. Lineage: Eukaryota; Metazoa; Arthropoda; Insecta; Coleoptera; Chrysomelidae.